GCUCUGGCUACCCUUGCGUCCACCGUGUCUGCUCACGGUCACCUUCAAAGCAUUGGCGCCUCUAACACCGUUUACGCCGGCUUCAACAACUCUAUCCUGUACUCCAACACCAAGCCUGACCUCAUUGCCUGGUCCGACACUGUGAAGGACAACGGUUAUGUCGCUGAUUACACCAGCCCUGAUAUGAUCUGUCACUCUGGUGCCGCGCCUGGUGCGCUCUCAGCCCCCGUCAACGGUGGUGACACCGUCUCCUUCAACUGGGACACCUGGCCAACUUCCCACCACGGUCCCGUUAUCACUUACCUGGCUAAGUGCGAUGGCGACUGUGCCGAUGCCGACAAGACCACACUCAAGUGGUUCAAGAUCGAUGCCGUUGGUCUGAUCUCCGGAAACAGCAAGCCGGACGAAGGUGUUUGGGCCUCGGACAAGCUGAUCACCGAUAGCAACAAGUGGGAUGUCAAAAUUCCUGACACUAUUGCCUCCGGUAACUACGUUGCUCGUCACGAGAUCAUUGCUCUUCACAGCGCCAACAACGAAGGUGGUGCUCAGAACUACCCUCAGUGCAUCAACCUCAAGAUCACCAGUUCUGGUACUGACAACCCCGAGGGUGUCGUCGGUACUUCCCUGUACACUGCUCAGGACAAGGGUAUCUUUGUCAACAUCUACUACCCCGGCUUUGGUCCCGACCAGUACGACAUGCCUGGACCUGCUCUCUACACUGGU
Molecule: messenger RNA, 723 nt
Organism: Aureobasidium subglaciale EXF-2481
Lineage: Eukaryota; Fungi; Ascomycota; Dothideomycetes; Dothideales; Saccotheciaceae
Product: Auxilliary activities family 9 protein
Exons: 1
Source: RefSeq, a predicted model, not a curated record